AUUUUGACACACGACACCCAACUUUGACAGACAUUGUCAAUUGCAAAACAGUCCGGCUGCAUUUCCUAACGACUCGCAUCAUCCAAAUUCGAAAUAUGAGCGAAGAAGUGACUGCAGUAAGCAUAUCUGCCAACAUUCAAGAAUCCAACAAGGAAAGCGAUACCGAAUGUCUCAAGUCCACGUCUGAGUGCUUAACGUCCCAGUCCUUAUUCUCAGUGAAGAGUUCAGAAGUGUUCGCUGUCGACGAAGUAUCAAACUUCACUAGAAACUUAGUGGUCAACAUUCUGAGCGAUUGCUUGAACGAGCUGAGCGUCUUGCGCAGCAUCAACCUUCAAAAUGACUUAGGUCUCAACCCCAACAAGCUUCUAUCUUAUGUUAGCAUUGAGGAUCGUUACAUGGGCCAAGAAAACCAUGCGGAGUUUCGAAUUAACUCAACAAAUAACAAUUUCGACAAGUUGGCAAAAGACAUCAACAUGAUCUAUGUCGUCCUAGAUGAAACAUGUAAAGAGAUUAAGAAAUUUGGUCAGUACCGGUGCAUGGAAAACACAGUAAGUGUCGUCAAUCGAAUGCACGAAGAGGAGGAACGGCUUCUGCAGGACGAAUCAAAUCAGGAGCGAAUCAUCGCAGACAUCAAAUAUAAAUGCGAAGCCGAAAGGUUGGACAACAUUAGCACCAUUGACGAAACUGACACCAAAAUACAGGAGCUUCGAUACCAAGCCGAAGACAUUUACAUCUACGGCCAGUUGGAAGUGCAGUUUUUCGACAAAUGGGAAAAAACCAGAAUCGAGCAAAAUACGAUGAAGUGCCUGAACAAUGAAGAGCACUUUAAGUCCAUCAUUAGCAGCACGAAAGAAAUAAUCAAUGUGGAGAAGCGUUGCCACAAUGAAUUGGAUUCCUACUUUGAAGAGACAAAAAGCGACUACCUGCAAAAGAUUCAACAAUGGAUGCAAAAAUAUGACGAAGAAAUCGAGCAACGAGAAGGUGACAUAAUUCACCUUAGAAGCGAUUUGGAGAAGAUCACUGACGAGAGGAAGCUGUUGUGUGAAAAGUACGAAAAACAGCAAGUGGAAAUUAACAACUGGUUGGAGUACAAAAGAAUAAAGGAGGAAAAUGAAGGACAGCGACUAAGAGAAAUCGACGCAGCAACAAAAAUUGAGGCCUGGUGGAGAGGCGUGAUGGUGAGGAAUAAGCUUGGACCUUAUGACAAGAAAAAGAAAGGCAAAUUGCAAAGCAGAUAUAACAAAAAAUUGAAAAAUGCUCGAAAUUAAUUCAUUACCUUUAUAGAUCAAAACUCCAUAAGGUCUAACAAAUUGGAGGUAGUUUACUAGUGUAUGGUGUUUCGAAAAUAUUCGGGAAUAAUUUACCUACAUUACUUUGAGUUAUGGAAGUGAAAGAAUGCAGAACCUACUUCACUGUUUUUGGAAUAAAUAAUAUAUUUGAAAAA
Messenger RNA from Dendroctonus ponderosae (mountain pine beetle), 1444 nucleotides. RefSeq names its product dynein regulatory complex protein 9-like. NCBI's taxonomy places the organism in Eukaryota, Metazoa, Arthropoda, Insecta, Coleoptera, Curculionidae. The transcript is spliced from 2 exons. The coding region runs from base 96 to 1268 and encodes 390 amino acids. The record is from RefSeq and is a predicted model, not a curated record. Gene Ontology annotation, biological process: cilium organization. Gene Ontology annotation, cellular component: motile cilium; cytoplasm. Gene Ontology annotation, molecular function: protein binding.